CUGGCAGCUGCUCAAGUCUGCUGAUCAAGUCCAGCGUCGAUAUUACCAAGAACGGUACAGUAACUCUGUUGGAGGCUUUUGAAAUUGCCAGUAAGGUCACAGUUUAACAUGGAGGAUGAUUUUGGCGAGAGUAAGAUCUUACUGGAAACCAUAUGGCACUGGGAUGCCGUAAAGGAUAGCAAGGACGAAAGUGUGCUGGUCAUUGAUGCGCAUCCUGACAAGCCGUGGAUUCUGUUCACACCUAGUGGAAGCAACGUUCUUCAAAUGUGGAACUAUGAAGAUGGCAAGCAGGUUGGAUCCUGGCGAAUGCCUGAUGGACGGUCCCCUGACAAAGUCAAGUUCAUUGUGCAGAAGGACUGGAUUGUGGUGCAGAGCAUGGAUUGCUUCAAGGUGUAUGAGUUUGCAGUUGGAAAAAGAUUACGACAUAUAGAAGAAUGGAGGUCACCUACCCGUCGUGACAAUUCUCCCUUGGCCCUGACGGUCGAUCGCCGCUCAACUCACGUACUAACUGGUUUUCGAGAUGGGAGAGUACUACUGUGGGAUUGGGGAAGGAAACAGGGAAGAAUCAAAACAUUCAAAGGUCACGAUGAACCCGUGACAUGUUUGGCUUUUCAUCCAAGGCUGUCCAUCUUUGCAAGUGCUGCAGGUGACGUCAGCAUCAGGGUGUGGAAUAUGGAAGCCCACCCUAUUUCCCAAAGUUUCUGUCUUUACAGUCACUGUGGGGGUCCAGUUCAUAGCAUGGAGUUUCACAGUGGGCUGGAGACGACGGUUCUGAUGACUGGGCACCAUGGCUCUACGGUGAAGAUCUGGAACUACAAGAAACAAAGAUGCGUAGUAGAAUUGGAGGGGAACAAUGAGGAGAGUGUUUCUACCUUCUUCCAUCCACACUCGCCAUACGUCUUUAGUGCAUCAAAGAAAGGAAAAGUUACAAUCUGGAGGAAGUCAGAGUCGAACUUUGAGCUGAUGGCCAUAGCGAUCCACACUGGACUAAGUGGACAGCUAUACAGCAUGGUUCCUUGCAGAAACUUCAACGAGAUCAUUAUUGGAGGAAACGGAGAGUUCAAAGUUCUAAAAGUUGUUGCCAUAAGACAAGAUGACGCGGCAUCAGUGCCAGCACUGCCAGGGCUCGAAAAGGAGAAAGAGCCAGUUACUGCAGCAGCAGUCACAGAGAACACCGAGGCCCAGUUACUGCCAGGGCUCUGAAAGCAGAUGGAGCCAGUUACUGCAGCAGCAGUCACAGAGCAUCAGUGCCGGGAAAG
Molecule: messenger RNA, 1259 nt
Organism: Chara braunii
Lineage: Eukaryota; Viridiplantae; Streptophyta; Charophyceae; Charales; Characeae
Source: the annotation of a GenBank genome assembly